This is a messenger RNA of Schizophyllum commune H4-8, 1254 nucleotides long. RefSeq lists its product as uncharacterized. NCBI's taxonomy places the organism in Eukaryota, Fungi, Basidiomycota, Agaricomycetes, Agaricales, Schizophyllaceae. The record is from RefSeq and is a predicted model, not a curated record. Bases 1 to 1254 code for a protein of 417 amino acids. Gene Ontology annotation, molecular function: aspartic-type endopeptidase activity. The transcript has 9 exons. Gene Ontology annotation, biological process: proteolysis.
AUGGAAGUCGCCUUCCCCGUCAUCGUCUCUGAGCCCAGAGCUCUCCAGAUAGCUCAUGGACUCAGUCGAUUUCACGCCUUUGCUGGGCACGCGCGACCCCGAGUUACUCGUCGCAAGCGAUACAGUCCACCGCCGACGCAUAUCUUAGGUCUACACAAUAGCACAUCGCACAACUUCACCGAGCCCGGGCCUGUCGGCGUCCCUUCAGCUUUGAAUCUCUUCAACGUUACCGACCCCAGCGGGCCGGCGAGUAGGAAGGACUCCCUGGCGCUUAGUAUUGAAGCCGACGACUUGGGAUACCUUGCCAAUGUAUGGAUGGGUACGCCCUCGCGCCAGUUCCGCUUGCUCGUCGACUCCGGUUCAGCCGAUCUCUGGGUCCCAUCCGAGCACUGCGUCUCGGUCGCUGGCGAAAGCUGCAACCACGCUUACCUGGGCCCGAACGUCAGCUCCUCCUUCGUUGAGAUGUCCUCUGACGAAUGGACCAUCCUUUAUGGCAGCGGCUUCGUCAACGGGCGGCUCGUCCGCGACCAUAUCUCGGUGGCGGGCUUCGAUCUGGAUGCCAUGACCUUUGGCAUCGCGGAUAUGGAGAGCAGCGACUUCGCGAUGUCAGAUAUCCCGUUCGACGGCAUUCUGGGCUUGGCAGGAUCGAGGGCCUCGCGCAUGGACACGCCCACCUUCAUCGAAGCCCUAUCCCGCGCCGGCGUCGUCUCACAACCCAUCGUCUCCUACCAGCUCCCUCGUGUGGCGGACGGCAAGAACGACGGCGAAAUGACCUUCGGGGCCAUGGACCCGUCGAAGUACGACCCGCUCAGCAUGGUGUCGAUGAGGAAUAUGAACUCAGAUGGAUAUUGGCAAGUCGCUAUGGAGGAUGUGCACGUCGAUGCGGGCGCGUUGGGUUUGCGUAAUCGGACUGGGAUCGUUGAUACGGGGACGAGCUUGCUUGUGAUACCAGAGGAGGACGCAACGAAGAUUAACGCUCUCCUAGACGGCUCCAAGCUCGAUGAUCAGACAUGGACGGUCCCCUGCACGGUCAAACACACGCUAGCCCUCUCGUUCAACGAUCACCAAUUCGCGAUCGAUCCUCGGGACCUUGUCUUCGCGCCAUCCGACGCCAGUGGCAACUGCAUCUCCAAGAUCGUGUCGAGCGGGAGGGCGCACCCGACGCUGUGGCUGUUGGGCGAUGUCUUCUUGAAGAACAUCUACCUGAGUACGAACGCCGCGUCGAACGAGAUCAAGUUCGCGCGCCUCGCCUGA